Schistocerca serialis cubense is the source of this 2788-nucleotide messenger RNA. RefSeq names its product myb-like protein V. Gene Ontology annotation, biological process: maturation of LSU-rRNA from tricistronic rRNA transcript (SSU-rRNA, 5.8S rRNA, LSU-rRNA). Lineage: Eukaryota; Metazoa; Arthropoda; Insecta; Orthoptera; Acrididae. Bases 96 to 2180 code for a protein of 694 amino acids. The record is from RefSeq and is a predicted model, not a curated record. The transcript has 5 exons. Gene Ontology annotation, molecular function: RNA binding. Gene Ontology annotation, cellular component: nucleolus.
AUCUAAGUAUUCGUAUCUUUGGUAGCGUCGCGUAGGUAGACGUAUAGGAAGUUUUGUGCUUUUGUUUCCUGAGAGAAACGUUAGUUAGUAGCAAUAUGAUUGUCCCUGGAAAUACUAUUAAGUUAGUAGACGUUGGCACCUCCAUUGCAGUUUUGCCCGAAGCCGAAUCACAGUCACCAGUUGUGAAAGCUGUGAGGAAUAUAAAGAAGAAAAAUGCCGGGGCUUUUAUACGACUGCAGCCGACUACAUCUCAGACCGACAAAACAAACACACAGAAAGAAUCUGGAAAUGCAACCUCUGGGAGGGGUGUUGUGUACCUCAGCCACAUACCAGAUGGCUUUUAUGAAGAUGAAAUGCGCCAAUAUUUUAGUCAGUUUGGACGUGUUACCAGAGUAAAGUUAGCACGUAGUAGAAAGACUGGCAGAAGUAGAGGAUAUGCAUUCAUCGAAUUUCAGUACGCUGAAGUAGCCAAGGUUGUUGCUGAGACCAUGAACAAUUACUUGUUAUACAACAGACUUCUCAAAGCAAGUUACAUGGACAAGCAGUAUCCUGCAGCAUUUUGGAACCAACAAUCUUGUGGGCCUCAAAAUUGUCCACUCGCAAGAAAUCGACGAAUAGAAAUAAAACGAAAAAAUGCGAUUCUGAAUCCUGCGAAGGAACUGGCACAGCAGGGGAGGAGGCGGAGGCAGCUGGCAAAGACUCUGAAUCGCCUGAGGGAUGCUGGAGUGGAUCAUACUCUUGAGGUAAAAGAUCAAGUAGAGCUGUCUACAAGAGGAAAAAAAAUUGGUGGUGCAAAAAAUACAAAGCAAGAGAAACAGGCAUCCGAAGAAAGUGUGAAGGUGGAAGAGGACUCUAGGAACAGCCAGCCAGUGCUGCUAGUGGAUGAGAGUGAUGACGAAAUUGAAUUCAACGUGCCAUCUUUUGUUAUCAGGAAAACCUUGAAGAGGCGGAGCAGUAGUCCGGCAUUGGAGCAGUCUCCCAAAGUAAAGCGGGGCAAGCAUGUUAAGAGUGAGCCACUGACAUCACCAACUCAGGAAGCUCUCAGUUCUCCAGAAAAACAGAAUGGAGAGGCAAGUUCCAGAUCUAACCACAAAAGUAGAAAGAGUGGUAGAGUCAGUGUUAUUCCGAAGCACAUCAGCUCUGGGUUUCACGUAACUAUUACUCCGGGGAAGUCCAAGCAGAAUAAAUUGGCCAGCAAGGAGAACCGAGAGAGCCAGUCACCUGUGCAAUCUGAGGAAUCGCCAAAACAAUUGGGCACACCGAAAGCAGUUGAUGCCGAAUCUCCGAGAUUGUCCAAGUCGGUCGAAUCUUCCACAAAUAAAAAGAUUAGAAACAGUAGACUCUCCACCGAGAAUAAGAUCGAUGGAUCCUCAGAAAAUACUGAAAUACCAAAGGUACACAGACGGAGCACAGAGACGCCAGAAAUUUUGGACGGUGUUACGCCCACUCCCGUUGCAGAUAGUGCUGUUAGAAAAGUGUCCCCUAAAGCAGUCAAAACCCCAAAGCAGAUGAAAAAUAAUCCACACACUAUCGAGAAAAGAAAAACACCUAAGUUGAUGGACGUUCGCGGCAGUGUUGCAUCAGGGCCUGAGAAAACUGUUUUACUCAAAAGUAAUGGGAAGAGAAUUUCUCCAAAAGCAACACCAAAUGUGCACUGCCCAGUACAAAAACUUAACUCUGUUGACAGGAGUCCCUCAAAAACACCAGUUGGGCGGAAGUCUUUACCGUUGUCAAAACCUAAUUUGGAAGACAAGAAACGCACAGGACUGAAGACUCCACUGAAAACUCCAAUAGGCAGGAAGAGCCAAAACUGGACUGCCUCAAGCGGCCCAAACCGUUCACCAAAUUUAAUGCAGAAACUUGGUUCAGAAGACAAGAAACGUACAGGACUGAAGACUCCACUGAAAACUCCAGUAGGCAGGAAGAGCCAAAACUGGACUGCCACAAGUGGCCCAAAACGUUCACCAAAAUUAAUGCAGCAACUUGGUUCGGAAGACAAGAAACGCACAGGACUAAAGACACCUUCGAAAACUCCAAUAGGCAGGAAGAGCCAAAACUGGACUGCUGCAAGCAGCCCGAAGCGUUCACCACUGUCCCAUAGCACCGCCUUGAAAAAGCACGACAGUGCUAGUCCAAAAGCUUCGAAACCUGCAAGAAAGAGCUUAAAGUUAAAUAAGUAGAUGUGUUGAAAAAAGGACUCCUGUAUUGGGAGAGAACCCAGAGGCCAUAACAACAUUGUCAGAAUGAGAUUUUUCACUGUAUCAUGUAUUUGACUACACCUGGAGUGUAAUGCACAUUUGUUAGUUUCUAAAAUGAACAAAAGAGAAUUAUUCGACAGUUACGGUGCGAUUCGUCGAUUCUUUUCGUAUGUGUUGCCAGCGUGGAAUCAGUUUGUUCCUUAGUUUUUGUAGAGUACUUAUUAAUAGUUGUUUUUAUUUGGCAUAUCAGUACAACUGUCUUUGGUUUCUUUCCCAGACUGAGGAUAAAUAAUGUGAAUUUUUCCUCAGUAUCUUAAUGAUAUUCUUUUUUAUCUGCACUUAACACUACCUAUGGCUAAUGCGAAAUAUGUACUGUAGAUAUAUUUUUAGAAAGCCUAUACAAUAUUUACUGAUGUUUAAGUGUGCUAUGUUUUAUCACUUGGUGGUGCAAUACUGAUUUUUUUAAAUAAGAAAAUUGUUUCUCAGCCAGUGGCAGCUUAUUUGCCACUGAAUCAUUGUAAAGCCUCAGCUGUAAUUGUUUUGAUUUUUAUUUUGCAUAGAAUAAAUUGUCUGAUAUAUUUAUUUUAAAA